Messenger RNA from Stegastes partitus (bicolor damselfish), 1904 nucleotides. RefSeq names its product staphylococcal nuclease and tudor domain containing 1 (gene snd1). Gene Ontology annotation, biological process: mRNA catabolic process. The coding region runs from base 117 to 1904 and encodes 595 amino acids. The record is from RefSeq and is a predicted model, not a curated record. Gene Ontology annotation, cellular component: cytosol; nucleus. NCBI's taxonomy places the organism in Eukaryota, Metazoa, Chordata, Actinopteri, Pomacentridae. Gene Ontology annotation, molecular function: RNA binding; nuclease activity. The transcript is spliced from 17 exons.
UUGAUCGGUGCUCAGUCUUUUUCUCUUGGCUUUCAUUAGGACAGGCACUCACUUCAGAGUCCCAGCUCCCUUACCUGGUUACCCCGUAAACGGCGUUGUAUUUCAAACCGGUGGACAUGGCAUCUGUUUCGGCACCAUCUCAGACAGCCCCCGCUUCGACUGCUCCUCUGCAAAGAGGAAUUGUGAAAAUGGUCUUGUCGGGCUGUGCCAUCAUUGUUCGGGGCCAGCCUCGAGGUGGCCCACCCCCAGAGCGCCAGAUCAAUCUCAGUAAUAUCCGAGCCGGAGCCAUGGCCCGCCGAGCCGCACAGGGCCAAUCUGACGCCAAGGACACCCCUGACGAGCCAUGGGCCUUCCAAGCCAGAGAGUUCUUGCGGAAGAAGCUAAUCGGCAAAGAGGUGUGCUUCACGGUGGAAAUCAAGACCGCUUUGGGCCGAGAGUACGGCAUGGUCUACCUGGGGAAAGACACAACAGGUGAGAACAUCGCUGAGUCUUUGGUCAACGAGGGCCUUGCCACAGUCCGCAGAGAAGGAAUCAGAGGGAACAAUCCGGACCAGGCCAGACUCUGUGAACUGGAGGACCAGUCGAAGUCUUCCAAGAAGGGCAUGUGGAGCGAGGGUGGCGGAGCACACACCAUCCGCGACGUCAAGUACACCAUAGAGAAUCCGCGCAACUUCGUCGACUCCUUGCACCAGAAACCCAUCAACGCCAUCAUCGAGCAUGUGCGUGACGGCAGUGUUGUUCGUGCCUUGCUGCUCCCCGACUACUACCUGGUCACCGUUAUGCUGUCUGGUGUUAAGUGUCCCACAUUCAAGAGGGAAGGGGAUGGUACAGAAAGCCCAGAGCCAUUCGCAGCAGAGGCCAAAUUCUUCACGGAGUCCCGUCUCCUGCAACGAGAUGUUCAGAUCAUUCUGGAGAGCUGCCCAAACCAGAUCAUACUAGGCACCAUCCUCCACCCGAAUGGUAAUAUAACAGAACUCCUGCUGAAGGAAGGCUUCGCCCGCUGUGUCGACUGGUCCAUGGCUGUUUACACCCAGGGUGCUGAGAAACUCAGAGCUGCUGAACGAUCUGCGAAAGAGCGCAAGGUCCGCAUCUGGAAAGACUAUGUGGCACCCACAGCCAACUUGGACCAGAAGGACAGACAAUUUGUAGCCAAGGUGAUGCAGGUGGUCAACGCCGACGCCAUGGUGGUCAAGCUCAACUCUGGAGAAUACAAAACCAUCCACCUGUCCAGCAUCCGGCCUCCCAGGACCGACGGAGAGGAGAAGAACAAGGACAAAGACAAACGAUUCCGUCCUCUCUAUGACAUCCCCUACAUGUUCGAGGCCCGUGAAUUCCUGAGGAAGAAGCUCAUUGGUAAAAAGGUCAAUGUGACAGUGGACUACAUCAGAGCAGCGACCGGUCCAGGAGAAGGAACGCCCGCCUUCGCAGAGCGCACCUGUGCUACAGUCACAAUUGGCGGCAUUAACAUAGCAGAAGCUCUGGUCAGUAAAGGCCUUGCCACAGUCAUCAAAUACAGACAGGAUGAUGACCAGCGCUCCUCCCACUACGACGAGCUGCUUGCCGCAGAGGCACGGGCCAUCAAGAACGGAAAAGGGCUGCACAGCAAGAAGGAGGUUCCCAUCCACAGAGUGGCUGAUAUCUCUGGGGAGACACAGAAAGCCAAGCAGUUCCUUCCUUUCCUGCAGAGGGCUGGCCGCUCAGAAGCCGUGGUAGAAUACGUCUUCAGCGGCUCGCGCCUCAAGUUGUACAUGCCCAAAGAAACCUGCCUCAUCACGUUCCUCCUCGCCGGUAUCGAAUGUCCACGCAGUUCCCGGAACAUGCCCGGAGGGAUGCAGGUGGCUGAGCCCUUCAGCGACGAGGCCAUGCUGUUCACCAAAGAGCUGGUGCUGCAAAGGGAGCUUUAG